Molecule: messenger RNA, 3186 nt
Organism: Coprinopsis cinerea okayama7#130
Lineage: Eukaryota; Fungi; Basidiomycota; Agaricomycetes; Agaricales; Psathyrellaceae
Exons: 10
Coding region: 1-3186 (1061 amino acids)
Source: RefSeq, a predicted model, not a curated record
AUGGCUCGAUCGCGAAGGCCCGUGCAAGAAGAUGAAACGGUUACAGCCCGCGUUACUGUCCACCACACAUCCAGGGGAGUUGUGGUCCGGUCUCGACCUAUCUUGAAGACUCCACUGAAGAAGAACGUGCGGAGGUUCCGGGUGACAGGCUCUAGUGGGGGGGCAUCCCCGCGGAAGAAAGCCAGAACCCAACCUCCGUCCCCCUACGUUGAUGUGGGUGGUGGCUCACCUUCAGGUCAUCUGUCUGGCAAUGGGCGAACCCCUCCUCGGAUAACCCCCCCGUCGUUCGCCUCGUCGGGAGCAAAAAAGACAUAUUCUCAACAUGACUUCAUGGCUGAUUGGAUUCCGCGGAAAGGCCAGUUCCUGCAUUCGAUACUCGAAGGAGAGGGCAAGUGGACUGGGACCCAUUGGAACCCUGCUUGGCUUUGGCAGACCGGGGUUGUCGUGUCACUCGGUCAUGGCGGAGCCCCGUGUCCAACUCCUCAAGGCUUCUUCCAGGAGGGAGAUGAAGAUCCAGAUGAGGACUGGAGCGACGAAGACUCUGACGUGGAGGAAGAAUCGAACAAGCACGCCGGCCCGGCUCAGGAAAGGUUUUCGUUCGGUGCUAAACCUAAUGGCCGCCAGGUUGGUGACGAUCGGGUUGUUAUCGUCAUGCAUACCAACGGCAUCCAUCAUGUGCUGUUCCAUGUCUGUGGCUGCGCCGACAGCCCCCCCGAAAUGGUACAGUUCCUCAGGAUGAAGCUAUACCCUGCAUCUGUGAGGACGGUCAGAAGUGUGGCGACUUUUGCAUUAUUGGAUGAUUACCACAUGAACCAGGUCGAAUGCUAUAGCUCGACAUACAACUACUUUGCCAAGCUACGCCGAAUGACGAAUAAGGCUUACCCUCAGACCGCUCCGAAUCGUUAUCGGGAGCUGGCACGAAUGGGUAGGCAGUGGAUCCAUCUGAAGAACCUGAAAUGGUUUGGGUUCGGUCAUACGGAGGGAGAGCCGGCGGAUGGCGACCUCGCGCUCUUUUGCGCGGCUUGCCCGCAGAAAGGCAUCAAUGUCCCCGAUGACGAGUGGAAGGACCUCCCCGACAUCCUGAAGCUUCGGAGCUUCGUUGCGGAUGGUAACUUCUCGUGCGUCCAUCAGAGGCAGCGCGCCGCGGAUCAGGACAUCUGGAUUUCCUCUGGCACAGGGUUCAUGGCCGAGAGGACGGCGUACGCAGAGCAUAUCAAGUCUGCAACUGAAGAGAAACAGACAUCGACUUGUCACGAACAUCGGGCCAUAGCCGACAAGUGGAAGUCUUUGAAGGGAUGUGAUGUCACCGGCAUCGGGGCCAUUGCAUGUAUGAGGCAUGGCUGCUUCGUCCCUGGGAGUAUGGUCGACUUUCAGAAAGGGGAAAGACAGAUCAACAUGGACUAUGCGUGGUUGAGGGCUUUGAAGAUGGGCCGAUUGGAUGGUGUUCCGUGGGCCCUGCUUGUCUACGACAUUAAUUGCCAAUACUGCAUCAACUUUGCCCGCCGUAUCAAGAGGUACCGGAAUCCGGGUCUCAAGCCUCCCGCGGGCCUGGUUAUCGUCAACGCGAUAGGUCUCUGGCACGUUCAUGGACAUCGACCCGAAUGCUACGCGAGGUUUGCACCCUCCUUCGUCUCUGGCGCAGGCAAGAAAAGUGGAGAGAUCCUGGAACCCUUGUGGGUCCCAAUGAAUAAGCUUGCGGGCCCAACCAGAACCAUGUCCAGCUCUCAUCGCGCCGAAAGUCUGGACUCGGGAGCCUCGGAUAGCAACUGGAAGAAAUUGACUGGGCUAGUCUCUUCAAUAUGCAGGGAUUUACCUAAAGCCAAGGAACAGGCUGAAGACGCGUUAGAGAGAUACCAGGCUAUUUGUGGGGCGAUAACUAAAAGGCAGCUGGCCGAAUGGACUGUAGAACUGGACAAUGCCAAGGCGAAGCGACUUACGGACUUUAAGGCGAUGGACAUUCUGAAUUCAAAACUCGAUAAAGUCCCUAAGAGAGCCGAGGUAGAGGCUGACUUGAUGGAUAAGGAGAGAACCUCUGGAGAGGGUCUAGGGGUAACUAGCUGGAUCUCAUCGGGUAUCGACAUUCAGGAGAAGCAGGUCGAGCUUAAACGCCUAGCUCGGAGGUGUCGGAGCCAUACCACAGCGAAGCAGAAGCUCGAAAUGGCCAAGCGCCGCCAGGACCUGACAGUCUCGAUCGAGGCGUUCCACAAGGAUGCCGCGGGUCUCUUCCCGGGGCUUGACCUCAGUUCCAUGGAGCUACAUGAGGCGAAUGGCAUUGUCUCUGUUGAGGUCCCAGCACCCGAUGGGGAGGACGUACCUGACUCUGACGAUGACGAUCCUGAUACAGUACCGAGCCAGGACGAUCCCCCCGAAGAUAUGCACAUCCCACUCCCUUCAGCGGUUAAGGAAUGGCCGUCGGCCCUCGCGUCUGUCCGAAGAAAGGAACAAUCCAUGCGGAUAGCUCAGGCCAACACAAAACUCGAGUCUAUCCGUGACUCUGUCGGGAGGUUGUCAUACCUGUAUCGCUCGCUGAUCCGCGGGGCGAAGACGAAGAAGACAAAGACACGGUCAUAUGGAAUAGUCAAAGGUUCUCGGGACGAGCUACGGCUUCAGGUGAACCAUUACGAACAGGCGCGGCGGGCUUUGGAGCGCCUAGGGACCUCCCCUGAAACUCUGCGGAAAUACCAACCCAUCCAUCCGGCGGACAUCAAGGUCAGCACCGCCAUUGCCGAUCCGAACGCGCGAGGCCAGAGUUCCUCCCACCUCUCCUGGAUCUGGGGCAUUCCAAGCGACAGCCCAUCCGAUCGAACAUUGUACCUAGAUGAGCUUUAUCGGGUAAAUUGGAUGAGAACCCGAGAGAGAUAUCUACGUGAAGAAGAAGAGUACCAAUACCUUCUUCGCGAAACUGGGUGGGUACCGCGCUUCUUCGAUUCCAAAGCGGCGGAAUGGGAGGAGCGGCGCACAAGGGUUUCACAUGAAGGUCACAUCGCCUAUGCGAACCGACAGGCUGAACUAUGGCGAAACCUCGCACAAUUUGCGCGGGAGGGAUUCAGUAAGGCGCUGAAAGCUUUACAACCACCGGUCACCCGCGUAGCUGCCAUGACUUGUGAACACACUGAUCGAGAUCCCUCACCCCAUUCAGAUUCGUCCGAGAAUUCGUCCGACGAUCGCUCGUAUUCCUCAGAAUGA